ACCUUUGUCGGUAUCUCGCUGAUCUUGAGAAAGCUAACCGUUUGUGUACAGACCAUUGACUUUGAUUCGAUUGCGUCCUACUUUUGGUUUCCUUCCCUCUGGGUUCAGGAUGUGCUUUUUGUGUUGCUAGUCGACGCAUCUCUUUCGAUGACGUCUACGUACAGUGUAUCCGUAUUUCUUUGGACCGCAAGCGUAACAGCUGUUGUGUGUACGAUUGGCAUUUGCACCGCGGAAGUAACCUUCUGGAUCGGUCAUGGUUUCGGUGUUCCCUGGGAUCGGGUCCCACUCGCGUGGUAUCGUUGGGAAGAAUUCCAAAGCUUGAUUUCCUCCAAGGCCGAAGAAGGUACGCUCAAGAAAUUGUGCCACUAUGAAUGCAGAAGUCGACUUCACAUUGCAAAAAGCAUAAGCCUGACCGGUACCACAGCACUGGAAGUCACAGAGGGCUUUCAAGAGUAUCACAAGUUGCUUCGCGCAGCAAAUAGCAAAGACUCCUCGGGAGAUCACAACAAGUGGUGGCGAACAGAAGUUGACACAAUGAAACAGCUUGUUCAAAGAGCCCCGUUCGAGCGUGAUUAUAUGGAUGAGCCAAUCAACGUUGUUCUGGUAUUUUUGGAAUCUGUUCGGGCAGAUAUGAUGCCGUUUGAUGGCUCUACACCAUGGGCGAGGCGAUUUGUGCCAAAUGUCACCAUCCAUGACAAGAUAACACCAUUUUACAAUCAAUGGGUCAGAGACUCCAAUUCAACUCUAUACAUUCCUCAUAUGAAAUCGGCUUCUGGUUUUACUCAUAAAAGCCUCGCAAGUACGCUUUGCUCUUUGCACGCCUUGCCCCUCCCCGGCACCGUUGAGCAUGCACAAAAUCUUUAUCAUCCCUGUCUUCCGCAGAUACUUGACCGACUAGGGUAUGAGAGUCAGUUUUUCAAAUCCUUGACCGAAACCUUUGACCACCAAAACGACCUUAUGCGAAACAUUGGAUACCCCAGAAUGUAUGGGCGAGAGAGCUAUGAUCUUGCCCACAAUGUAUCUGCAAUUUUCCAACGGGACCACAAAGCCAACUACUUUGGAUACGAAGACAUCGUGUUGCUGGAAACUCUCACAGAAUGGGUUGAAAACCAGACUAGGCCCUUUUUCCUUUCGUACCUGAGUGGUAUCACCCAUGAUCCAUACGAAAUUCCACCUCGUGGAGGGGGUUGGAAAGCUCAAUCAUUCAGUCCGGAUUAUAAGGCAAACGGCUAUCUGAACGAAGUGUCCUAUCUUGACACGUGGCUAGAACUCUUGGUCAAAUCAUUUGAGGAUCGCCACUUGAUGGACUCGACUCUGUUUGUCUUUUUGGGAGAUCAUGGUGGGCAUUUUAAGGAUCGAGAUUCCAAAUUUACCACAUUCGGUCAGAAAUACGAAGAAGCUUUUGACGUUGGCGUUACGUUUCACAGUCGCAAUCCGCGGAUCCAGGGGCUGUUGCAAAAAGCACAGGUAUUUGUGAGCGGCAAUUGGUCUUCGCUCGACAUUGCCCCAACUCUGCUUGAAAUACUAUUUGGAAGAGCGGUAGACCCAAUGCGGGUAGUAUCAGAGAAAGGAUUAAAAAACAGUCCAUAUUCCAAGUACUUUGACAGUCGCGCGAGCGCAAGCUGGGUCGACGGUCGGUCCAUGCUACGAGAAUCAGGAUCCCGACUACGAUUGAGUGUAGGCAACCCUGGAGAAAGCUUGAUACUCCGAGACAUGUGUUUUUUGCUGGUGUUUCCUCUAAAGAAAGACGACCAAUCUCAUCCUGAAGCGUUCAACAUUUGUGCGGACCCGGGUCAGCAUCAACCGUUGCAGCUUCUGCCGGUAUCGUCGCUUUCGAAACCAAAGUCAAAACUCGAAAAAUGGGGCCAAAAAGCCAUGAUGUUCUGCCUACAAGUCAAAUUAGAUUUAGUGCGUGCUCAUGAAACGGGUAUGCGUUGCCAAGAUUGUGCACUCGAAAAGUUGGUGACUUUGGAGACUUUGGAGAGUUGGUCUACCACUGUUGAGAGGGCAAACCUCUCUGAUGCUAGUGCUGUGUGAGCAUGGAGACAAGUGUAUUUACUGUUUCGGAUAGUCUGACCGUGAAUACUAUUAUUUUGACAUUCUACCGAAAGCAUAUCAUAAAGACGCGCAAUGGACUAUGAGACAGAAAAGAAACGCUCUUGCUUCUUAUUUCCAAGGACAACCGACUGCUACCCAACCAUAGAGGAAAGCUUAUUAACAAUACUUUGUGACGUC
Messenger RNA from Phaeodactylum tricornutum CCAP 1055/1, 2235 nucleotides. RefSeq lists its product with no specific name. The transcript is spliced from 3 exons. The record is from RefSeq and is a predicted model, not a curated record. Bases 148 to 2037 code for a protein of 629 amino acids. NCBI's taxonomy places the organism in Eukaryota, Bacillariophyta, Bacillariophyceae, Surirellales, Neidiaceae.